AUGUUGGCCUUGAUGGGUGCCGUCUACGAGCCGAGUUAUCACCUCGACCACAAAGCCGCCAAUGCUUCAGGUCAGCCGUAUCAUUUAUUCGGCGCCAUUAGCCAAUCACAAUCCAUGAAUUGCUGCCGAAUUCCAUUAUUUGGGCUUGAGCCCUUUGGAAUCAACCUCUAUGAUCCCAUUGCUCCAUUCACACAAACCAUCUCAACGAUUCAUCUGAUUGUAGGAGGCGCUACGGCCGUCGUCGGCGCCUUUUCGCUCUAUUUUUCGACAAACACUCCCUCUGCAAAGGCAAAACGACUCGGUAUAGCCCUUCCUCCAGGUCCAAAGUCUGCGUUUUGCGUGGUACAUCCGUUCAAAUUUCAGAAGAGUAGAUGGUACGAGACGUUCAGUCGCUGGGCGGAAGAGUACGGUGACGUUGUAUACGUCAAUGUAAUUGGAAUUCCACUGGCUGUUCUCAAUUCACUGGGCGGAGUUUCGGAGCUUAUGGACAAGCGUAUGAACAUCUACUCGAACCGUCCAACUACGACGAUGAGCAAGCUGUGGUUCCGGACUUCGUUUGCAACGAGUCGGUUGCAACCUGGUCCAGAAUUCAACGAGCAGCGCCGAGUAUUUCGCAAAGCCAUGAACCCCAAAGCCGUCGCGGAUUACGAUAGCUUUAUCCAACGUGACAGAGACAAUCUAGUGAGGCAACUAGAUGGGUUUUCUGGCAACCCAUUUCUUCAAUUUGUCAAUGCCACCGGUGCGGUACUCACUCGUAUCGCCUAUGGGGAGCAGCUAUUCAAGGAUCAUGGCGAGGAGCUCAUUGACGUCAACACCAAUGUGGUUACUUUGGCCACUUGGGUGUCAAGCAAGGUAAGCAGUCAAAUAUUGGUCCGUUCAAUAUUCAUUCCUUCCAAAGGGUACAUACUCCGUGAUAAACGCAUUUGGGGUGCAGAUAGCCAAACUUUCAAUCCCGCCCGGUUCCUCCCCGAGUUCAAUCCUCAAGCCGAUCAACUCCCUGAUAUGUGGGACAUUCCAUUUAGAUUUGGCCGACGGCUCGGUAUUAUGCAGGAUGUGCUUUUGGGCAAGACUCAGGAGACAGAGGUGGAGGAUGAUAAUAUUCCCAUUGAUCUCCAACUUCGAGGCAGUUAA
This is a messenger RNA of Serendipita indica DSM 11827, 1131 nucleotides long. Lineage: Eukaryota; Fungi; Basidiomycota; Agaricomycetes; Sebacinales; Serendipitaceae. The record is from the annotation of a GenBank genome assembly.